AUGGGAAUUUUUUCCCCGACCGACGGUCAGUUCGUGCGGAGGGUCCACUUCUUGAGCGAGUCGAAUCCGAUUGGAAGAGCACGUAGGAUUGGAGUUGUGGGCACGUACCCCCGGCCGGUUAAUAAGUCCCAGAGCGUCGGUCAGUUAUCCGGAUCAGUUCCAUCAUUAUCCGUUCUGAUGUCCUCCGGGUCCACGUCCGUUUUCGAAGACUCUCCUCACCUGCGUCCGUUUCUCGGGGUCUUUUGUAAUGGCCGUCAUUAUCUCCGGGGAAUGCUGGUCGCGCUUUGUGGCGAAAAAAUUCCAACUCAUUAG
Molecule: messenger RNA, 312 nt
Organism: Nezara viridula (southern green stink bug)
Lineage: Eukaryota; Metazoa; Arthropoda; Insecta; Hemiptera; Pentatomidae
Source: the annotation of a GenBank genome assembly